Colletotrichum tamarilloi is the source of this 387-nucleotide messenger RNA. RefSeq lists its product as uncharacterized. The annotation marks the transcript as partial. NCBI's taxonomy places the organism in Eukaryota, Fungi, Ascomycota, Sordariomycetes, Glomerellales, Glomerellaceae. The transcript is spliced from 4 exons. The record is from RefSeq and is a predicted model, not a curated record.
CGCACGGUGGGCGAAGGUUACACGCCCUCUCUGGUUGUGGAUGGAUACAGCCAGCAAUACGUAUCAUUACCUCCUGACGAAGGGGCUCAAGGGUUCCCGGGAGUCAUGGCUAAAGCGCUGUUGGUUUCUCGGACAAGGAUGCGAAAAAAGACAGGACCCGGAGAUUGCUUAGUUUCCCACGUUCCUUUGGACCCCUUCCGUCAGUCAGGUAGCUUCACACAAGCUGUGAACGGCUGGCGGGGUUCCGAGAGUUCGGUCGAGCAGUUAUGUCGGGAUUUGGAGCGUCACUGCCUGUCAGUCUACGAAAGCUCCAGUGCAGCUUCGACCUUAUUGGGAAGUGACAGUGCGCAUUCGCAUAUCGAAACUGUCCAGCAACAGGUCGUGUAA